GAAUCGAAAUAAAAUUAAAACUAUAGAAGCUUUGAAUUUUAAGUAUCUGGAGCAUUUGAGCACUCUAAAAUUGAAAAGAAAUCAAAUAUCAGAACUCAAGGAUGGUGCUUUCUAUGGAUUGAUGGAAAUAGACAAGUUAAUAUUGGACUACAACCUACUAAAGGAAAUUUCAAAGAGUUGGUUGUAUGGAUUAGAGGCGCUGAAGGAGCUAUCCGUGAGUCACAAUUAUAUCAAUAAAAUUGAUCAAGACUCUUGGGAAUUUUGUCACAAACUUCUAAUCCUAGAUCUUUCCUUCAACAAUUUGGAAUCUAUCGAAGCAGAUACAUUCAAUGGUCUGGAGAAUUUACAAAAACUCUCUUUGCAUAAUAACAGCAUAACAUUCAUAAGGGAAAAUGCCUUCGUCCAUUUACCAAAACUGAAAUUUCUGAAUUUGAGUUACAAUAAAAUUUGGUUGACAAUUGAAGAUGCUACAGGUGUCUUUCAAGGGCUCCACGACUUGAUGAAAUUCCAUUUGGCCGGAAACGGGAUCAAAUCUAUAAAUGCUGAGGCAUUUGCUGGACUAAAAAAUGUGACAUAUCUCAAUCUGAGUAAUAAUAACAUAACCUCCAUUCAGAAGAAUGCAUUCAGCCACAUUCCACUUUUGAAGGAACUAAUGAUAAAUACCACUAGUCUACUGUGUGACUGUAAUUUGAGGUGGUUUUUGAACUGGCUAAAUUUGAAGCAGUUGAAAGUACAGGCAGUAUGUGCCUACCCCGAAUGGCUCCAAGGGGAAUCGCUUCUAGAAGUAACUAGUAAUUUGACGUGUGAUGAGUUGCCCAAACCACGACUGAUAGAAGAGCCUGACCAUGCAAUAAUGGCUUUGAAAGGUGAAAAUAUAUCCUUGGACUGCAAAGCUAUGUCAAGCUCUCCUGACCCGAUGACAUUUUUAUGGAAAAAAGACAAUAUCGAGUUGAAUGAACCGAAUGUAACUAUCGAGUCUAGAGUGGAUCCGGAUGGGAAAUCGACUGAGACAAGUUCCUGUCUCCAUCUCACAAAUGUGGAAUACUCCCACGCUGGGAAGUACCAGUGUGUGGUUUCCAAUAGUUUCGGUACCACUUAUUCUCAGAAGUCAGCUAUAUCAGUAUUGGUAUAUCCAACUUUCACCAAAGUCCCUAAGAAUGUGACCGUGCCUGCAGGAGAAACGGUCAAAUGGGAAUGUGCAGCAAAUGGGGAACCACCUCCUGAAAUUGCUUGGCACAAAGGAGGCGGUAAUGAUUUUCCUGCUGCCAGAGAAAGGCGGAUGCAAGUUAUGCCCCAUGACGAUGUUUUUUUCAUCCUCAAUGCAAAACCUAUUGACAUGGGGAUCUACAGUUGCACAGCCCACAACGCUGCUGGUACUAUUGUUGCGAAUGCCUCACUGACUAUUGAGGAGAAACCGUCCAUUCUGAAGAAAAUGGUGGAUAAGGAAUUCUCUGCAGGUGAGCACGUUGUGCUGCAGUGCCUGGCUAAGGGGAUUCCUAAACCUACCAUAACGUGGUGGAAGGAUGGCGAAUCUAUCAUACCGACCGAGCGGCAUUUUUUCAUCCAUGAAGAUCAGAUGGUUAUCAUAGUGGAUUCAGUACAAACAGACUCAGGGAUUUAUGAGUGCCGACUGAACAAUUCCCUUGGAGAAGUAAGCGACAAGAGCAGGAUUGUAGUUAAACCAAAUACCUAUGACACGAGCAACAUGUUGGGAAUAAUCAUCAUAUCCGUUGUGUGCUGUGCCGUUUUGACAUCUAUCAUUUGGGUGGUGAUUAUCUAUCAAACUCGUCGGAAGAUGGCGACACCAGUCGUUCAGACGGAAUUGCAGCCAAUUCCAGAAACUACCGACGGAAGUCGCACCCUUCAAAUGCAACAUCAGCUCUAUGGGGACAAUAUAUCAGACCAGUCGUCUUGCAAGGAUAGUGGGACCGGAGAUUCUGCUAAACGCAGCAGUGACGACCUAGAACCGGAUUCGUUUGUUGCUGCUCCGGAUGCGGGUGAAGCGGAUGCUCUUAAUUUACACUCUCCUUUGCUGCACUAUCCGACCAACCAUGAUAGGAUUGUCUGUUCUGAAAGCGUUUCUAUUCAUGGGGUACCCUUGGAAGAUGUUUAGCCGAGGGUGAGGAAAUAUAUCAAAGUUGAUUGAUAUCGAAGCGAAGGUGAGUUUUGUUCCAUUCAUUUCCAAGUUGAUAGUAGGGGUGCUCAUUCGUUAAUGAAAAGAACUAGCAUGAACUUUAUUAAUGAAUUCAUGGGCACUCGCCUGGAAGGUAGAACUGAUCGGGUUUCUCUUGGGUUUCCUACCUUCCAAAAUUUGAAAAAUGAAUGAAUCGAGAGUAGUAAGAGUCACUCUAAGAGGUUGUAUUUUAUGUUUUUACCAAGUAUAAAGUAAUAUAA
Messenger RNA from Leptinotarsa decemlineata (Colorado potato beetle), 2394 nucleotides. Its product is annotated as leucine-rich repeats and immunoglobulin-like domains protein 3. The record is from RefSeq and is a predicted model, not a curated record. Lineage: Eukaryota; Metazoa; Arthropoda; Insecta; Coleoptera; Chrysomelidae.